Messenger RNA from Vanrija pseudolonga, 1681 nucleotides. It is a transcript of the gene tfb2, whose product is annotated as General transcription and DNA repair factor IIH subunit tfb2. Gene Ontology annotation, molecular function: double-stranded DNA binding; ATPase activator activity. Gene Ontology annotation, biological process: nucleotide-excision repair. The record is from RefSeq and is a predicted model, not a curated record. Bases 124 to 1617 code for a protein of 497 amino acids. Gene Ontology annotation, cellular component: transcription factor TFIIH core complex; transcription factor TFIIH holo complex. Lineage: Eukaryota; Fungi; Basidiomycota; Tremellomycetes; Trichosporonales; Trichosporonaceae. The transcript has 4 exons.
UCUCGGCUUCCUUUGUCUCUCCACCUUCAUCUCUUCUCUUGCCACCCACCACAUCCAUCUCGGUCGUAGCAACGCCUAGCUCGACUCCCCUGGCAGGAUCGCGGCGUGACGAUCCUGGUCCAGAUGCCCCAACCGUCCUUCUCUCACCCCGGCACGGCUUCGGCGGGCGAGUCGUCGUCGACCUCUCCAACGGCGCCGCUCGACGCCUUUCUCGACGAUCAGCACCAGUCAUUCUACGAGAACAUAUACAAGUCUGAGGCGGCAUGUCUGUGUAUUCUGAGGUUGCUGCCUCCCGUCUGUCGACAGAUAGUCCUGCACGUCCUGUGGUCGCAUCAGACACUCAAGUCGUCUGAGCUGAAGGCAUUCUGCGGUAUUGACGAGCGACUAGCGCCGGAAGAAGCUGAGGAGGUGCUGCGCCCGGCACGCGCCCGACACAUCUUCCUGGCGUUGAACCACAAGCACAACAAGUUUCAAUGGCCUUUGGGAGAUACAUUCAAGCAGGGAUUGCGAAAUGCCCUCACAGGGCUCGGGACAUCCAACUCGUUCGGAGUGCCCUACCGUCGUUCUGCACACGAUGAUUCUCCCACCCAGACGGAGCUGGUAGACUACGGCGAGGACACCUGGGAGUCGAUUCUCAAAUACAUGGUCUCGUCAGGCCUCCUUGGCAGGCGAAACCCUCACAGGCCGAGCAGCUCCGUCUUGGAUCUCCUUCAAAAAUCUGAGCUGAUGGCCGACCCCCAUGCUCAAGACGGGCGACCAGUGUCUUACGACCGGUUGACGAUCACAUCAAAGGGCUUCCAGUUCCUCCUCGAAGACCGGCAGGCGCAGCUCUGGCAGCUUCUAAUGUACUUCGUCAAGCACCGUGAGGAUCGAGGAGAAUCGGCCGCCGACGUUGUCUCCCUGCUCUUCUCACUCGGCUGCAUGCAGCUCGGGCAGGACUACUCUGCGUCGGACAGCUUCCCCCUCUCCUACGACAUUCUCGAUGACCUCGAGCAGUAUGGCUUCAUUUACAAGCGCCGAACGCUCUCCAAUGGACGGAAACGAGAUCAGUUCUUCCCCACGCAUCUCGCCACCUCCCUCUGCUCGGGCGACUCUUCCGUUUCGCGCUCGCAGAGCGCCGACGACAAGCGGUUCCUCAUUCUGGAAACCAACUACAAGAUCUACGCAUACACUUCCAACGAGCUCGAGAUUGCCAUUCUCAACCUCUUUGUCGACAUCCGUAUCCGUUAUCCCAACCUCGUGGUCGGCAAGCUCGACAGGAAGCACGUCAAAGCCGCGAUGGACAAGGGCAUCUCGGCCUACCAAAUCAUUGCAUAUCUCGCGAGUCACGCACACCCUCAAAUGUACAACCACCCACCGCCACUGCUCCACCCCUCGGUCACAGACCAACUUCACCUUUGGGACCAGGAGCGUAACCGCCUCAAGGCCGAGGACACGUCCAUGUUCGAGUUCUUCUCCAAGGAGCUGUUCGAGGAGACUGUGGCCGAGGCCAAGCGCAUGGACUGCCUCUUCCUGUCGGUUCCAGAGAAGAAGCUUAUAUUCCUUGACCCUGGCUCGCGGGAGUCUAUCAAGGACUUCAUCAAGACGAAGCAGGCCCAGUUGCGUGGAGGGUAUUGAGCACAGUGUGGUGGUGGUAGCGUAGCAUAGAGCAUAUAAAAUGCAAAUGUAUCAAAGCAGAACA